Molecule: messenger RNA, 4666 nt
Organism: Haliotis rufescens (red abalone)
Lineage: Eukaryota; Metazoa; Mollusca; Gastropoda; Lepetellida; Haliotidae
Product: antiviral innate immune response receptor RIG-I-like
Exons: 16
Coding region: 94-3195 (1033 amino acids)
Cellular component (GO): cytoplasm
Molecular function (GO): nucleic acid binding; ATP binding
Source: RefSeq, a predicted model, not a curated record
GACAGUCGUGAAAGGCCAAGGGCCGAGGCACAUACCCCUGCUUGUGACCAGACCUUUUUGGACCGCAGCUCACCUUCUAAACACCCUGCCAUUAUGGCAGAAGCGGCAUUGGAGGUCCCUGUACGUAGUGCCAGUGUAAACAACACAGCCUUUCUGGUGGAGAGUGUUGAUAUAUAUCGGGAAAUGAUCAUAAGGAAGGUUCGAUGUGGUUCAUUCAUCGGACAUAUGUGUUUUCCUGCAAGUUUUCAGAAGACAAUCCGAGACAUACUGGAAAAUGAAAAUCAGGAUCAACAGAUGAAAGCUACGACAAUAUUCCUGGACUACCUCAAGGAACGGAGAGAUCCCCGGGACUAUGUGCUGUUCAUGCAACUGCUGGAACAGAAUGGUUAUGAUGCUUUAGCAGAAUUCCUGAAGGGGGAAACGGAUCUUCAUAAAGACGGAGAACACAUGAGACUGAUGAAAUUCUUUGUUGAGGACAUCAGUAAUAGAAUUGAUGUAGAAGCUCUCUAUCCAUGUCUCGUUCAGGGCAACUGGUUGGAUAAAGAAGACGGACAGCGCCUGAGAAACAUAGCGACAACAACAGGCAGGAUCCCUGCUGCCAGGUGGCUGGUUCUGAUGAUUCUUCCUCGCCGGAAGAAGAACUGGCUCAAGCAAUUUCUGCAGCUUCUUCGGGAUAAUGGUUUUGACGAACUGGUUGAAUGGAUCGAAGGAGAUGUCAGUUAUCCAGGUUCCGCUGACGGUUGCGAUUCAUCUGAAUACGAAACAAGAAGUGAUGACACAGUGUCAAUGAAUAACUUGUCAGCUUCAGGUGCCGCUUACAGCUUGAAAAAUAAUUUGGAUCUAAUCCCAGAUGAAGAUGAAACAAAACGUCCAUUUACAUAUCUUGAAAAGACAGGGCCUAGACGUGGUGACGUUUUAGGACUGCCUCUUAAGGACCUACGCAUGGUUGACAAGUGGGUGGAGAAGACUUUAGACAUUCCAAGAGACAUUGACGAUGUGAGUUUGGUAUCAAGUAUUGAGGAAAACGCACUACAAGACCUUAAUGAUCAUGACUUUGUUUCACAUGAACUAAUGGAGACACGAGCUAACGUCUUCAAACCUCUCGAAAACCGACCAUACCAAGACGAGUUGGUCAAUGCGGUCGCUGACGGGAGCAAUGCCAUCAUUAUAGCGCCUACAGGAUGCGGAAAGACAGUGGUGGCUCUCAGAAUCAUGCAGGAGCACCUUCAGAAGAUGCAAGGUCGCGGGAAAGUUGCUUUUUUUGCCAAUGAGGUGACACUGGUAGACCAACAGCAUGACAUGUGUAAGGGACACAUUGAAGAGUCAGUCAAGACAGGGAUGAUUGUUGGAGAGACGAAGGAUAAGAGCAAAAUACCCCUUGGGGAUUUAAUCAGACAAACUGACAUCCUGUUCAUGACGCCUCAGAUCAUUGUAGAUGCCAUAGCAGACAAAGCCAUCGACUCCUUGUCGAUAUUCACAUUGCUUGUGUUUGACGAAUGUCACCACGUGCUGUCCAAACACCCUACCAGCAAGAUCAUGGCUAUCUACAUCGACCGGAAACUGGAAGGAGUGACACGUCUGCCUCAGGUGGUGGGACUGACAGCAUCCGUCGGAGUAGGGAAGAAGAAAGAAGCCACCUUAAAGAGAGGGGCUACUACUCACAUCAAAACCUUAUGUUCUACCAUGGAUGCGACAGGAGGCUUGGUGACAGUCAGGAAGAACAAGGAGAAUCUUGAUGAACACACCUAUUUCGUGGAGACAGCUAUCAAGAAAACAAAUGAACGAUCAUCCGACCCCUUUAAGCAAUGCGUAGUUGGCAUCAUGAUGAAGAUUGAAGAAAGAAUGUCAAGUCAUGAGUCCGAGCUUGGAAUUGAAACAGAGGAUGAACCUCUUGGUGGCAAGUUCAAGCCAUACGCAGUCAGAGGGACAAUGCAGUAUCACCAGUGGCUCUAUAAGCUGUACUACACAGUUAUUCCCAGCAUAAGAAAUAUCGACUUCCGUCGCUCGUAUAUCACGUGUGUGCAGCAUCUGGUCAUCUAUAACAAUGCGUUAUUCAUCAACGAACAUUGCCGAGCCCUCGAUGGAAUGCUUGUCAUUGAGAAGGCCUUUCGUGACCCUCUACCAAAUGUCGGAUGCAACACAGAGAUUUGGCUUAACAGACUUUAUACUGAAAAUUGGCAGAAGCUUGAAGCAGAAUCGAGAACCCAUGUCAUCCUGAACCCACGACUCAUCUUACUGAAGUUGGAAGUGUUGAAUCAAGUCUGUAAAAAACCCACUUCCAGGAUUUUGAUUCUUGUGAAAUUGCGUACUCUCGCUAGAGCCCUCUGUCGAGUGUUGACUGAGAUGGCGGAGACCAAACACCUGAACCCAGUGAUUGUGACCGGGUGUGGAGCACCGGGUGAUAAAGGAGGUAUGACCCGGCCUCGGCAGAUUGAAGCUGUUAAAAGUUUCAAGUGGGGCCCGAGUCGUGUGGCAGUUGCGACUUCUGUGGCAGAGGAGGGGAUAGAUAUCACCACGUGCAGCUUGGUCAUCAGAUAUGAGUAUGUGUCCAAUGAGAUAGGCAUGAUCCAAGCAAGAGGUCGAGCAUCGCGAGUCGAGGACGGCACCUAUUGUCUCAUUACCGGGAACUCUACAUUGGCGACUAGGGAAGAAACCAACGCCCAGUUAGAGAUCGUCAUGAACGAAGCUGUUGAUGCAUUACAGAACGAGUUCGACCAAGAUCCCAUCACUUUCCGACAGUCGAUUGAGGAGAUUCAAAGGAAGCAAAAACUGGAAAGAGAGCAAAAUGAACAAAGUUCCAAAAAGCGUCCGAAAAACCUUGCGACAUUUCGACUACAUUGCUACAAAUGCACUGUAUACAUAUGUGAAUCUUCUGAUAUUAGAGUUGUCAACUCGGCACAUCACAUGGUGAUGGCCCCCAGCAUUGGCAAGUUAAUUACAGUGAAAGACAAUAAGAAACCUGUUGAGUUUGAUGGCUUGAAGAAGUACUGCAAAAUCCACUGCAAAAAGUGUGACCUCGACUGGGGUGUUGGCAUGGUGUACAAGGAUGUCAAGUUGGUUGUGUUAUCAAUGAAAGGCGUUAUGGCUUACGACAGACGUGGUAACCAACAUCAUCGCAAAUCUUGGAAGGAUGCGCCGUUUGACUGUUCAGCAAUGACGGAAAGGGAUAUGUUGAAUUAUACGGAAUCCUUUUGAGUGAUACCAUAUUUGCAGAAAUUAUGCUAUGCUUUGGGAAUUGCAAAUAAGAACAGUACACACCCGUGAAAAAGGCAGGGCUCAAGACGAAAACGGCAGGGCGCACAUAAACUUUAAGCUUCCAAUUAAUAGGCAUUUCUGAAUCUUAAACUUACAUAAAAUAGGGAUUGUAGAUGGAGUUGUAAAAUAUUGUUGAUGUGUAAUUAGAUAACGUAUAAUCUGUUGUCUGAUAUAUAUUUUGUCUUGUACAUGUUUUCAAAUGAUUCUUUCUGCAUUAAUUCUACGUUUUGGUACAAUUUAGAAAGGCUUGUGAAAGGACUUCAGUAUUAAAGCUGUCCUUUGCGUUUUGGCGACCAAUCAAAAGAAGCGUCCCACAAUUAUCACUACUUUCAGUUAGGGGAACACCUCGAAAUGUACGAGUGAUAACGAUUUGACAUCGCGUUUAGCCAAUGGGCUUCACAGAUCGCACCCAUGUGAGAAAUCGUACCAAUGUUUUCGAGUUGACGAGCUGAUGCUUUAACCUCCGGGCUACCCAACCGCCCGCACGAAAGUGGAUAUGAUCAAAAAUGGCUGCAUAAAAUAGUGAAUAGUUACCAGAAUACCGAGUAAUAUUGGCAGUGGAAAUUGCAUUGUGAUAUUGUUAUACACAGUGACUGUAGAUGGCAAUUAGCAAUUUUAGAUAUUGCAAACCUGAUGGACAGUUCGAUAAACUGAAAAGUAUGUUCAAUUAUUUAUUUACGUACUUGUAAAUGUAAUGUUGUGACAAUGACAUGUUGUGUUGUUACUGAUUUGCCACGAUACAUACUGGUUACAUAAUACACACGGGCUGCAAUAUGUUAAGUGAGCGUAGCCACACAUUGUUGCCAGUAAACAGGAUAGAAAUCAUGAUACACCACAUUUUUUAGCGACAACACACACGAAUUUAUCGUGUCAUUUUGUCUGGGGAUAUCCACUUUGCUUGCCUCGAAGAAACUGUGGUACACAUGAACAUUUUCAAUACCUCUUAUGUAUGAGAGUGCUAUUGACCAAUCUAGGAACAAUAUAUAAGUUUGUUUCAAUGCGAUUUUAGGCAUUUUCUGUAAUCAGACUGGUAACCGACUAAAUAAAUUGAUUCAGCCAAUUGCGUCAUACUCAUUCUCUUAUCUAACACCAAAGAAUUGAAAUAAACAUAUACAAUGUGGAAGCCCAUUUCUGGUGUCCCCCGCCGUGAUAUUGCUGGAAUAUUGCUAAAAGCGGCGUAAAACCAUAUUCACUCACUCACUGAAAUAAACAUACCUGGUACUGCUUACUGAGCGCUGUGAUAAUGUACCGUUAUGAUGGCAGGUUACUAUAUUUCAUGGCUGCAUUUCAUCCUAUUUCAAGACAACUAAGAAUUUGUCACCACGACACUCAACGAGAACGAUUUAUGAUCAUUUUUAGGAAUUCCGGUACGGAACGGAACAUUAACCAAUAAAUGAAAUUAUAGAAUGUU